GGCCCGCGACGGUUAAACUGGGGCUGCAGAUCGGGGCGGCGGAGCGUCGGGGCUGGAGCUCCGAGGAGACUAUACGGCCCGCAGGCGUCCUGCGCGGGCCCCGCCAUGCCGACUCGGGUGGAGGACUACGAGGUGCUGUACACCAUUGGCACCGGCUCCUACGGCCGCUGCCAGAAGAUCCGCAGGAAGAGCGACGGCAAGAUAUUAGUUUGGAAAGAACUUGACUAUGGCUCCAUGACAGAAACUGAGAAACAAAUGCUUGUUUCUGAAGUGAAUUUGCUUCGGGAGCUGAAACAUCCAAACAUUGUCCGCUACUAUGAUAGAAUUAUUGACCGGACCAACACGACCCUGUACAUUGUCAUGGAAUGCUGCGAAGGAGGAGACCUGGCUGGUGUGAUUUCAAAGGGAACCAAGGAAAGACAAUACUUAGAUGAAGAGUUUGUUCUUCGUGUGAUGGCUCAGUUGACUCUGGCCCUAAAGGAAUGUCACAGACGAAGUGAUGGCGGCCACACUGUGCUGCAUCGGGAUCUGAAACCAGCCAAUGUCUUUCUGGAUGGCAAGCAGAACGUUAAGCUUGGAGACUUUGGGCUAGCUAGAAUAUUAAACCACGAUACAAGUUUUGCGAAAACAUUUGUUGGCACACCUUAUUACAUGUCUCCUGAACAAAUGAAUCGCAUGUCGUACAACGAGAAGUCGGAUAUCUGGUCACUGGGUUGUUUGCUGUAUGAAUUAUGUGCGUUAAUGCCUCCAUUUACAGCUUUCAACCAGAAGGAACUAGCUGGGAAGAUCAGAGAGGGCAAAUUCAGGCGAAUUCCAUAUCGUUACUCUGAUGAAUUAAAUGACAUUAUUACGAGGAUGUUAAAUUUAAAGGAUUACCAUCGACCUUCUGUUGAAGAAAUUCUUGAGAAUCCUUUGAUAGCAGACUUGGUUGCCGAAGAGCAAAGGAGAAAUCCUGAGAGGAGAGGGCGGCGAUUAGGAGAACCAGAAAAGCUGCAGGACUCCAGCCCUGUGCUGAGUGAGCUGAAACUGAAGGAAAUACAGUUGCAGGAGCGGGAGGCAGCCCUCAAGGCCAGGGAAGAAAGCCUGGAGCAGAAAGAGCGUGAGCUUUGUGUCCGUGAGAGGCUGGCGGAGAACAAGCUGGCCAGAGCGGAAGGUCUGCUGAAGAAUUACAGCCUGCUGAAGGAGCAGAAGUUCCUGUCUCUGGUGGGCGGCCCAGAACUGUUUGAUCUCCCAUCGUCGAUUGUGAAGAAGAAGGUUCACUUCAGUGGGGAGAGUAAAGAGAACGUCAUGCGGGGUGAGAAUUCUGAGAGUCAGCUCACCUCCAAGUCCAAGUGCAAGGACCUGAAAAAAAGGCUUCACGCUGCUCAGCUUCGCGCUCAAGCCCUGUCGGACGUUGAGAAGACUUACCAGCUGAAAAGCAGGCAGAUCCUGGGCAUGCGCUAGCCGGGCCAGAGACACAGACCUGUGCAGAGUGCUUCACGUCGCUGGCGCUUUCUAGAUGAAAAACUGACUGCUGUAACCCGUUUCUGUGGUUCUGAGAGCCACACUUUUUGUAGAAUUGGCAGGAUAUUGGGGUAUUAAUCCUGCAGUCCUCCAGCACCAGUUGUACCAAAGUCCACACCUUUCAUUUUUCUUCCUUUUGUAAUGAACACUUCAUAGAAAGAAUAACACUUUCUUGGCCGGUUGGGCUUUUAAUCCUGUGUGUGAUUACUACUGGAACAUGAAAUGUUAUAUUCUAAAUAUAGGGGGAUGGGGAAUACUAUUAGGAAAAGAUACUGACUCAGGAGCAGUGCGUACUGAGACAUUUUAAGGGACUGAAUGGUGUGCUUACAGCUGUCAUGUCUAGAAGUUUUAAAUGUUUUAGAAGUUUUAAUAAAAGUCUGAGGUUUUAAAUGUUCUUAGCUUAGAGAAAACCUAACUGGAUUAUAGAUUGGUCACUAAAACCUUGACAUCUUGCUUAUAAAUACCCACUACUCUGUGGGAGGCUAGGGAAGAGAAUGUGAUGUUCCCAAGAGCCGUACAGUGGUGUCUUUUUUUUUUCUUCUUUUUAGCAGUAUGUGAGCUUUCAUUUGUCCACCUCUUUCUCACUAAAUAAAAGAAUUCGUUAGUUUUUCUAUA
Messenger RNA from Capra hircus (goat), 2118 nucleotides. RefSeq names its product NIMA related kinase 2 (gene NEK2). NCBI's taxonomy places the organism in Eukaryota, Metazoa, Chordata, Mammalia, Artiodactyla, Bovidae. The record is from RefSeq and is a predicted model, not a curated record. The coding region runs from base 106 to 1443 and encodes 445 amino acids. The transcript has 8 exons. Gene Ontology annotation, biological process: protein phosphorylation. Gene Ontology annotation, molecular function: protein kinase activity; ATP binding.